This is a messenger RNA of Populus trichocarpa (black cottonwood), 4315 nucleotides long. RefSeq lists its product as uncharacterized. The transcript is spliced from 3 exons. Lineage: Eukaryota; Viridiplantae; Streptophyta; Magnoliopsida; Malpighiales; Salicaceae. The record is from RefSeq and is a predicted model, not a curated record. Bases 2605 to 3480 code for a protein of 291 amino acids.
GUUUAUACAAGGUGAGUGAAGAUAAGGUGAUAAGAAGGGCAGUGUUGGAUGAACGGUUGGAAAGGGGAGUAAUAUUUUAAGGAAAAAAAGAAGAAGAAAGUGCAGAAAGAGGGAAAGAGAGAAAUAGAGGGGGGAAAAAAGGAAAAAGGCGUGCAGAGAAAUUUAAAAGUCCAGAGUCGUAACAACAACCACCCCAAGAAAAAACAGCAGGGAGAGAGAGAGAGAAAGAAGACCAAAUCUUCAAGUGACUGAUAUCCCUCGAUAAGUGGUAGUGAGACUCACCGCCGACAUAGGAAGAAAAAAAGGAGGAGCAGGACACCAGAUCUGCCACCAUACGCACAUUCACCCUUUGUCGGCACUUGUAACCACGUGCCAUAGUCCAUCAAUGUUUGCAGGACGUGAACCCUACACUCCUACACUGCCAUCCUUGAUUCAAUUUGCUUCUGGUCAACUGCAGCCACUUCAAAGGUCCAUUUAAAACCUAUUGAAUAUUAUGAUAAAAUAUCUGUUAUUUUUUAAUCAUUUUUAAUGCAUAAUUAAUUUGUGAUGGAUGAUUGUUAUAAAUAUUUAAAGUUUUAGAGUUUACUUCAUUGUCCUCCGAGAAUUUAUUAUUUAAAAUUAAAUAAGAUUGGAAUCAAUAUCUUAUAAUGGGAUUGGAAGAUUUAAUCUUGCAUAGGCUUAUUCCUCUUAUUUCCUCACCAUUCCUGCAUGUCCAACACUCAUAAUUUAAAAGUGAGGAAGGUCACAAAUCAUUGCUUAGUUCUUUUACCUUUAAUAACAAACACACAUAAACUAGUUUAGGUUACUAGCUUAUGUAUUAGUUUUUUUUUUUUUAAUAGCAAACACACAUAUAUUAGUUUAGGUAAACUCUUAGCGUGUAAGUACAUUAGGCAUCUUUAUCAUUAAAAACAUACAUGAGCAACUUACGUUAGUUAGAAUGUAUAGGGUGAUUGUUAUCUUUCUUAUCAUAUAAUCAUCCUCUUAUAUAUAAUUUCUGAAGAUCAAUUAGCGUUUUCUAGUUGCCAUAAAACAAUAUGGUGAAUUCUUUUUUUAUAUAUUUUUCCUUUUUGCAUAUAGUUUGCCUCAACAUCCCUACCCACACACACACACACACAUAUUUUCACGACCCGAAUCUCGGGUCCAUGACUGGCAACGCAAGAGCGAUGUCGUAAGGAAGUCUCACCUGCACAAAGCCUUAGAAUAUACAUAUCAUAAAACAAAUUAUAUAAAGAUUUCACAACAUUUCAAUAUCUUUCAAAAUAUUAUAUUCUUCAAAACCAAUAAAAUCAAAUAACACUUCAAAAUAAUUAUCAUCAUCAUAUAAAGUAAAACAAUAAUCCAUAAUACUUAUUACGUUGUCAAAAUCUGAACUUAAUUAAAACAGUAUAAUAAUAGAGUGUCUAAGACAUCAAAUCAAAACUAAAAGAAAGCCUCGCAAAACAAACAAGGCAUACCGACUAAAAGGUAAGAAGUAGAAACACUUAACAAAGCCUACUUGCGAACAGAAACUAAGAACCUGAAAUAAUAUUAAAAAUAGAGAGGUGGGUUCAACCAGCUCAUUGAGUGAAUAACAUUUAACAUACAUCUUAUAUAUUAAUAAUUUGCAAGUCGAUUUAUUUUAAUAUAAAUAUACAUACUAAGCAUAUUAUCCUAAAGUAGUGGAAUACAUAUUAGAGAUCAGAUGACACUUGAAGGUGACCAGAUGACACUUGAAGAUGACCACUUUGGGAAUAUCAGUCACCACAGGUUGGUGCCUCUCUCACAAGCUACAUAUACAUAAUAUUAUGUGCACAUAAACUAACUACUCUCCGUUAGCAUAGAGUUACUGAAUGGCUUUAUUUAUAAUUAUUAAAGCAAUGUAUAUCAUAUUGAAUAGAAUUUAGUUCAACAUAAUGCAAAUGCAGUUUCAAGAAUGGAUGAAUACUCGAAAAAUAAAGCAACAUAAAUAAAUAUUCAAGCAAUUAACUAGUUGUACUUGUAGAAACACAAAUUUUCUACCAAUCAAAUUUCACCAUGUGUUAUUUUAUUCUUUAAAAGAAAGGAUAAAAUAAAAUUAAAAUAAAUGACAUGGAAAAUAAAUGAGCCUUCAUAUAUUUCUUGGCCAAUGAAAAGUUGACACUUGGGAUGAGAUAUUCAAGAUAUCUUAUCAUAAAUACAAGAUCUCAUCGGAUAUCUUGUCAUAAAGGCAAGAUCCUGUCAAUAAAUAUCAACCAAUAAAAUUAUGUCAUGUGGCAUUGGAAAAGGACCUGAGAGCCCCUACAGAUCUCUAUAAAUAGAGGGCCUCAACCUAAAGGAAAGAGGAUUCCGGGAGAUACAAAUUUCCUUCAAGACAAGCUCUUCAAGCAAGGAAGCUCUUUCUCUCUCUCUUCAAGCAAGGAAGCUCUCUCUUAAAGAGUUCUCAAGCCUCCUUCAUCUACGCUUGAAGUCUACAAAGAACGAAGCUCUGUUGGAUCAAGCCAAAACGCCCCAUAAGAGUUCUUCAACAACACUUUGAAGACAAAUCAAGGUGCUCAAAAUUGUGUCUACAAAUUUCUGGCGACUCCACUGGGGAUAUCUCUACCUCUCAUCUCUUCCCUUCAAGAAAGAAUUUUCAACAAACUCUCAAUGGAAACUAGGAGGAACAUGAUCACCAUUGUCGCUUUGGAUAGCAACAAGGCUACUUAUUCAAGUCGUCGACAUACCAUUGAAGAUUCUUCAACUCCACUAUUGAAAACAAAAUCCAUCGUCGAGUUGUAUGCACAAACUAAGCCGACUCUCAAGUUGACAUCAACUUUGAAUGCAAGAGGGGCACAAGAUCUCGCCUCAAAGAUGAAGCCACAAGCAACUCCAUUACAAAAGUCAAGUGGGGCUCGCGAAAUUCUCUUCGGCACUCAAGGCGACUCCGACAAUUCAUCUAUGGAAACUUCUCCAUGUCAAUCACCAAGUAAGGCUUUGAGUUUCGACACCAUGUCAGUGAUGACGACCGGGACAACAUCUUUAGAGGACCAAGUGGCUAACUUGACAAAACUCGUCGAGGGGCUUUCGACUUCACUCGAGGUAAAAGACCACGAGAUAGCAAAGUUGAUGAACAAACUUGAGAGCUUGAACGAAGGAGGCCAAACCUCGACUACCAAGGCUUUCCAAGUAGAUCAACUAGAUGUAAUUGAGGAGUCUGCAAUCGGAGCUGUGAAGAAUAUAUGUGGUAUUACUGAUGGCAUCUUUACCAUGAAUCAACUGAAAGAACUUGUCAAGGAAGCCAUCACGGACCAAGUAGAAAGCUCAGUUCAACCCUCAUAUUCUUAUGCGAAGCCAUACACCCAACGAAUUGACCUGCUAAAGAUGCCUCCGAACUAUCAACCACCAAAGUUUCAACAAUUCGAUGGCAAAGGGAAUCCUAGGCAAUAUAUAGCUCACUUUGUGGAGACUUGCAACAAUGCCGAAACUAAUGGCGCUCUCAUGGUAAAACAGUUUGUUCGUUCCUUGAAAGGCACUUUUGGAUGAAAGAUGCAAAAAGGAGUAAAUUGGAGAUAAUUGGCAGAUUUGACCUUAAGUCGAUGUUUUGUGCAGAGCGUGAGCUCUAGAGGUUGAAAUGAAGUGAUUCCAGUGGCAUUAAAAAGCUAACAUCCAUACCUUUCUGGACAUCUAAGGAAAGAAAAUAAAAUAAGGAAGAGCAUGGAAAUCGCAGCCUUCAAAGUCAAAUCUCGCAAUCUGCCAGUGUUGACCUUCGGCCAUUCCAACUUGAAUAUCUGGAGCUAAAAAAGUCAAAUUGAUGCAAACUCAAUUUUUUUGGAUUCAUGUCUCAAAGGUCUAUAAACGCUCCAAAUUUCAGCAACAACCGAUGUCAUAUGAGGGAGAUAUGAUUUUUCAAAGAUGACAACUAAAUUCUGCCAGCAAACAGGUUUCGUGAAGAAACGAGUCCAAAUUACGUUCCGAAGCAUCUAAACCGAUAUCCAAGUUUGUAUUUCAGCAAUUUAGCUCCUCUAAGUCAAAGCUUGAAGAUUUCAUGCAAGGCUAUUUCUCCUUUUUUAGAAAAAUAGUUAUUGAAGUACUUAAAUGUAAACAAUCUACUUAAUGGAGGACUAUUUUGUAAAAUAGAGACCUAGGGUUUCCUAGGAUAUAAAAAGAAUGAGAGAAGAGAAGGGGGGCAGCCAGCCAAGAAGAGAAAAACGCCCCCUUCCUCUAAGAAACCCUAAAUUAUGCAUUCUUCCUUCUUUUUGAUUAGUUGUUCAACAAACAUGCAAGGCUAAACACUUUUUCUUGGUUACAAGGACACGGAAACCGUCGGAUUUCAAGAACUGUGAGAUUUAUUUUACCUUUUCUUUUCAGUUUAUAUGAU